Messenger RNA from Syngnathoides biaculeatus (alligator pipefish), 5926 nucleotides. It is a transcript of the gene pparab, whose product is annotated as peroxisome proliferator-activated receptor alpha b. Gene Ontology annotation, molecular function: nuclear receptor activity; RNA polymerase II cis-regulatory region sequence-specific DNA binding; zinc ion binding. Gene Ontology annotation, biological process: cell differentiation; regulation of lipid metabolic process; negative regulation of transcription by RNA polymerase II. NCBI's taxonomy places the organism in Eukaryota, Metazoa, Chordata, Actinopteri, Syngnathiformes, Syngnathidae. Bases 346 to 1758 code for a protein of 470 amino acids. Gene Ontology annotation, cellular component: nucleus. The transcript has 8 exons. The record is from RefSeq and is a predicted model, not a curated record.
CGGGGCAGGCGGGCAGGCGAGAGCGCCGCAGGGGGAAACAAAACGAGCGCUCGGCCGGGCUCUGCUAGUCCCUCCCUCGGCCUCCCGACUGACGUCCACACACACCCGGGCGGCAUGCUGGUUCCGGUUCGAGCCUACUCUUACCAGCCACGUCACAAGGAGAGCGCACCACUUGACACUGACCAGCGGAGGGCACUUUUUGGAUCAGACUCAUCAAAUCGGCUUGCGAAGGAAGAAGAAUUUGCAACAAAGCCAGUUUUUAACCAGCUAAACCGUUGCUCAGGGUUACAAGUCUGAUGAGUGAACUCUCCGGCCGACCUUGCCCCUCGCCCUCUCAACGCAGCCAUGGUCGACAUUGAGAGUCACUACCGCCCGCCGUCGCCCCUGGAGGACUCGGUUCUGGGCAGCCCGCUGUGCGCCGAUGACGACUUCAUCGGCGGGAUGGAGGAGCUCCGCGACAUAUCACAGUCCAUGGACAGCAACGCCCUAAGUCCCUACGACGCUCCCGAGUACCAGUCGUCCAGCAACGGUUCAGAGGGCUCCACUGUCUUUGAUGCCCUGACGCCGGCGUCCAGCCCGUCGUCGUCGGUGGUCUACGGGUUGGCAGCGGGCCUGGAGGACGUCUCCCCUCCCUCGUCAUCGCUCACCCUGGAAUGUCGGGUGUGCGCCGACCGCGCCUCGGGCUACCACUACGGCGUCCACGCCUGCGAGGGCUGCAAGGGCUUCUUUCGGCGGACCAUCCGCCUCAAGCUAGACUACGACAAGUGCGAACGGCGCUGCAAGAUCCAAAAGAAGAACCGCAACAAGUGCCAAUACUGCCGCUUCCAGAAGUGCCUGUCUGUGGGCAUGUCCCACAACGCAAUCCGCUUUGGCCGAAUGCCACAAUCGGAGAAGCUGAAGCUGAAGGCCGAGAUGGUGACGGGGGAGCGCGAGGUUGAGGACCCCCAGCUGGCCGACCAGAAGACGCUGGCCCGGCAGAUUUACGAGGCCUACCUCAAGAACUUCAACAUGAACAAGGCCAAGGCUCGGACAAUCCUCACGGGGAAGACCAGCACCCCGCCUUUGGUCAUCCACGACAUGGACACGCUGCAGCUGGCCGAGCAGACCCUGGUGGCCAAGAUGGUGGGCUCGGCGGGCGUCCUGAAGGACCGCGAGGCGGAGGUGCGCAUCUUCCACUGCUGCCAGUGCACCUCGGUGGAAACGGUGACGGAGUUGACGGAAUUCGCCAAGUCGGUGCCGGGCUUCUCCGGCCUGGACCUCAACGACCAGGUGACGCUGUUGAAGUACGGCGUGUACGAGGCCCUCUUCGCCAUGCUGGCCUCGUGCAUGAACAAGGACGGGCUCCUGGUGGCGUACGGCUCGGGAUUCAUCACGCGCGAGUUCCUCAAGAGCCUGCGGCGGCCCUUCAGCGACAUGAUGGAGCCCAAGUUUCAGUUCGCCACCAAGUUUAACGCGCUGGAGCUGGACGACAGCGACCUGGCGCUGUUUGUGGCCGCCAUCAUCUGCUGCGGAGACCGUCCGGGCCUGGCGAACGUGGCGCACAUCGAGCGCAUGCAGGAGAGCAUCGUGCAGGUGCUGCGGCUCCACCUGCUGGCCAACCACCCGGACGACGCCUUCCUCUUCCCCAAGCUGCUGCAGAAACUGGCCGACUUGCGGCAGCUGGUCACCGAGCACGCUCAGCUGGUGCAGGAGAUCAAGAAGACGGAGGACACGUCGCUGCACCCGCUCCUGCAGGAGAUCUACAGGGACAUGUACUGAGCACCGCGACGGAACUUCCACAAGCUACGGGUCGGACCCUCGACGCCCCUCUUUCCUCGCGCGGCGAGCGGCUUCCUUUAGCUUCUGCUAGCUAAUUAUUAAGCCUCGUUUCCACCAAGCGGUGCAGUUUUAGUCGCGCCGGAAUAAACGUUGCACUCCCUGGCUUUAUUCCAACAAACCAAGCCCUUUGAGCCUAUCGGGACACCGUACCCCAGCGCCGAAGAGACGCUAGCGCGGCCUCGUAAACCUGAUGGGGUUUACUGCAAUGACCAGCAGGGACUCUAAAGACCUGAUUUCCACAAUUAUGAUCAAAUCACGAUAUUGCCCACACAAAAAUGGGAUUUUCUCCCUUUUGCCCUAGAACAGGGGUCUCAAACGCAAUUUAACUUGGGGCCGCUGGAGGCGGAGUCUGGUUGAGGCUGGGCCGCGGCCUCAGCGCACCUGGACUUAUGUGGAAUUAAAAUUAGAAAUUAAAAACAAUCCUAUCUUCUCAAACAUCUUUUUUUAAACACAAAAUAAGAUGAAGGAUGCCGGUGUUUACAACUUGCGUGUAAAUGUUUUUUUAAAAAAAAUUCUCCUUGUAACUUUCUUAUUGAAAUCGCAUCGAGCCCAGGCGAUGUCACACGCCCGAUAGCAAUCUACCCCUCCGCGAUUGGUCUGCUCCGCACACAACACUGUAAAAGUGCCAUCCAUAUAAAAGUCAAGGGCCGCACCACCGUUAUACUUUCAUAUUAAGGUGGGGCCCGCAAAAUAUCAUCUCGCAGACCCCAAAUGCUGCGCGUGCCGCAUGUUUGAGACCCAUGCUCUAGAAUACACACAUUUAAUUUUCCUAAAACUACAAAUUUAUUCUCCCCAAAAUUAUUUAUUCCCCUCUCCCACAAAAGUUUAAGAAUAUAUUCUUGGAAAAUGGACUUUUCCUCCUAAAAUCAUGACUUUGACUUUUUACAAUAAGUAAAUGAUUUUUUCCCCCCUCCUAAAAUUAGGACUUCUUCCUCGCAAAAUGACUUUGUUUCACCUAAAAGGAUGAAUUUGUUAUUUUCAAGUUGUGAAAAUUUCUCCUAGAAUUAUGACCGUAUUCUCCUAAAAUUAGGAAUUUACUCUUGUAAAAAAAAAAUUAAAUAUCUUCCCCUAGAAAUUACAAUAGCAUUGUAGUAUUUUUACUACUUUAUUGGCAUACAUUUAUUUCCCUCUCCCACAAAAGUUUCAAAAUAUAUUCUCGUAAAAUAGACUUUUACUCCUAAAAUCUUGACUUUGACUUUUUAACUUUGACCUCCUUGAUUGAAUCAUUUUUCAAUAAAUAAAUUAUUUUUCCCCCUCCUAAAAUUAGGACUUCUUCCUCGCAAAAUGACUUUGUUUCACUUAGAAGUAUGAAUUUGUUCUUUUCGGUUAUGAAAGUCUGUCCCAGAAUUAUGACUGUAUUCUCCUAAAAUUAGGAAUUUACUCUUUUAAAAAAAUAAAUAAAAUAAAAUGUUCCCCGAGAAAUUACAAUAGCAUUAUAGUAUUUUUACUACUUUAUUAGCAUACAGAGUAUCCAUUGUUUAUUCUCCUUUCCCACAAAGGUUUCAAAAUAUAUUCUUGUAAAAUUGACUUCUCCUCCUAAAAUCAUGACUGACUUUUUACUUUGAUCUCCUUGAUUAAAUAAUUUUUCAAUAAAUAAAUGAUUUUUGUCCCCUCUUAAAAUUAGGACUUUUCUUCCUAGCAAAAUGACUUUGUUUCACCUAAAAGUAUGAAUUUCUUCUCCUAGAAUUAUGACCGUAUUCUCCUAAAAUUAGGAAUUUACUCAUGUAAAAAAAAAAAGAAAAAAAUUCCCCUGGAACACAGGUGUCAAACUCAAGGCCCGCAGGCCAGAUGCGGCCCACCACAUGAUUCAAUGUGACCCGCGAAGGCAAAUCAUGCGAAUCAACUUCUGUGAUUUUUGGUUCAAAUUUGAACCAACAUUUCAAGCUCUCAUAUCAUAAAUCAUGACAUUUUUGUUUGACCAAACAUUGACAAUAAUUGAAAAAAACCAUGACCGUUGAUUUCUGAUUGCAAAAGUAGGUGAUAAAUCUAACGUGUAAAUAUGAUGGGUCAAUUAAAAGAUUUUCGUGGUUUCAGUCAUAAUGGCCCUCUGACAGCAAUCAUAACUACAAUGUGGCCCGCGAUAAAAAUGACUUUGCAUUGUAGUAUUUUUACUCCUCCAAUAUUUGGACUACUUUACUAGCAUACAGAGUACAAAAUAGUUUGUUCUUCCCAAAUUAAGACCACUGAAUCUCAGAUAAGUACUUCCCCCCCCACACACCGACACCCGCAUCAACUUAAUGAUGGGGGGAGGGGGGCGCACUUCCUUGCAAUAAAGACUCGUUACAAACGAAAAAUAGAAGAAGCCAAAGGUCACAAGUCAAGACGAACAAACGAAGGCGUCCCGCUUACAACGUGGACUCGACCGGGCUCCAGAUCAGGAUUCGGAACGGUUCUCGUCAUCGCGUAUUAAACUAAAGUGCACUUUUUUGUGGCUUUGGAGGCAGGCGUGGGCGAGCGGUUGAUGAUCAUUGGUUUGGGUCGGGGGGGGGGGGGGGGGUUGACUCGGUGAAUGCUUGGCACUCCAUGGUGGCGAAAUUACAAAAAUAUGAAUGAAAAAGACGUUGUGAGGUCAGCCGUCCCGGCGUCCCCGCUCUCUGAAGCACCCGAAAAUGAGGAAGAGUGAACUGUCACUCCAGCAGAAUGUAGAUUUUUUUUUUUUUUAAAUAUUCACACACAAUAUAUUCAUACGAGUGAUCAAAAGCCAUAAUCUUUUGCAGUUAAGUGACGUCCGUGACGGCGGCCAAAGGCUGGCUCGCACGUGAAGUCCUGUUCUCUCUGUUCUCUUGUACUCGUUUCAUGUUUCCCGUCUCAACGGUUGUACGCUCGAUAACAAAAGUCAACACACCCCUCUUCAAAUGUCAGGUUUGUGUACUAUUUAAAAAAAAAAAAUAGAUAAAUGGGUUGAAAUCUUUUUCCACCAGUCAAGUGAUCUGUACGUUUGACUGUUGAAGCAAUAAAAGAAAUCUUUUUGAGAGGGAAAGUGAAAAAUAACUACAAUAAUGUGGUUGCAUAAGUGUAUACACCCUGGGAUUUGUUCAGAAUUCACCACAUUCAAACUCAAUUUAAAUGGGAGUCACCGCGUACGUAGCUGCCACCAUUUUGAAGUGCCUCUGAUUAACAUCAAAUUGAGUUUGAAUGUUCUAGUAGGUACUAGUACAGAAGCUGGAUGUCUCAUUAAAAGGGGAAAGCAUUUUGAAAUGACUGCUUGAUCUAUUUUCUUUUUUUUUUUAAUCACGAAAUUCUGGCAUUUGGACAGGGGUGUGUAGACUUUUUUUGUUUUUAAUGUCAAAUAUAUGAACAACUAAGAUGAUUUUAUCAAUGUCUUUUUCUACUGGAUCCUUGGCAAAGCACACUCGUGUUGGAAGUGCUUUGCCGCAUCGCAGCUAACACUAAAAACCCAGAAGCACAAUCGCAAUACUGUCGUUCUCACUUGCGUUUCUGUUGUCUUUUACAAAGUCGGCUAAAUAAGUGCAUUUAUUUAGCGUUUGAAUCCGUAUGCAUCCGGUUAGCAUUCAGGGCUCUUUUGUAUGUUUUUAAAACAAAAUAUAUAUAUAUAUAUAAAUACAGUACAUACAUAUAACAAAAUGACAAUUGUGCAUUGGCCUAAUCUGGUAGAGAAAUUUUUAAUUAAAUUAAAUUCAAGGGAAAUUCAAUGUCCUUUGAAUUUUUGGAGUAUUAGGGCCACAUUGAAAAAGAUGACUAUUUAUUGGAGGAUUAUGAAUUUUUUUCUCCUUAAAUCGUAUCUUUAUUCUAAAAAUAUUUUUGCCUCUUAGGUAUUUCAUAAAUCUCCUUAAUGUAUGUUUUCUAUUAAAAUUACAGAUCUAUUCUCAUAGUUAUAAUUUUUCUCCUGAAAUUAUUAUAAUUUUAAGACUUAUUUCUUGUACAGUUCUGACUUAAUUCUUGAAAUAAUUUCAGUUUUUACUGGAAAAAUUCACUUUCCUGUCAAAAUGAGGUUUUUUUUGGGGGGGGGAGUUGUUUCUUGUGAAAAUUGUAAUUUCCAAGACCAAAUUAAAUGGUGACUUUAUUUUCAAUUAAAUCUUUUUUCAAAACUUAUGAUUGAUUAAAAUAAAAAAAAUUAACUUGUUUCGGAAAUGCCCCCCCCGACCCC